AGUUUAAAUUUUUGGGACAAGUACCUGCUACUUGUUCCUGACAAAACGCUUCGUGUAAACUGUUCGUGGGAUAAGUCCCUGCGACCAGUUCCUUUGUGUAAACUCUUCAGGGGACUAGUCGCAGGGACUAUUCCUUUUGUGUGCACCGACCUUAUUCCAACAUAAGCUAACAUGCAGCAUAUACUAAAACUUGGACAAUGGAUGAUGGACUCUGAACGAUGGCAGAUGGGUGUCGCAAAGUGAUUAAUAAUUUGCGUGACACAACUGCAAUAUAAAAUAGACAGCUUGUUACAGAUUCUGUGACUAGGAAGUCACAAAGUGAUUAAUUGCUUACCAUGGUAUAGUCCAUUGUCCAUUGAUUCAACAACCAACGCAUUCAUAUGCACCCAAACCAUCGGCAACAGGUCCAGUGUGCCUGAAGAAAACUCCAGCAAGGAACCCAUCAUGAUCACCAUUCUGUUUAAAAACCGACGAUUGGCUGACAACACAAGGAGUCAGCUACAGUCCUUGAGCUGCAAAAUUGGCAUGUGCAUACAACCAGUGUUCACAAGCUGAAAAAUCGGAGACUUUCAAAAACCAGGGAACAGAAACCAAAAACACUGAACAAUGCGUUGUGUACCAUUGUAAAUGUGGUCUGUGUGAUAUGGACUAUGUUGGAUACACCAGCCGACACUUACAUCAACCUAUUGUUGAACACAGUACCCUAAAUUCGUCGAUUCAAAAGCACAUGUUUAACAUGCACAGAAUCUCAAAAGCGGUUUUAAUUAAUAACUUUUUAGUGUUGAAAAAUGCCACAACAAAUUUGAUUGUCUUAUCCACGAAACAUUAAUUAUUCAAGAUCUCAAGCCAACUUUGAACGUGCAAACUGACUCUAUCCGCGCAGAACUAUUUACAUACUGUAAUGUCUAUUAUACUACAGUCGAGCCUCUCUAAUACGGACACCAAAGGGAUAGAGCGAAGUGUCCGUAUAAGCUAGAGAGGUGUCCGUAUUCAGGAGAGGCCACUAUGAUGUCACUUUAAGUCUCCACUGACAGUUUAGAGUGUUUAGUAACUAAAAUCAGGCUUAAAAGUGACUUGUUCUGGUACUGGUAUUGCUGAAUGAUAAAGUGUCAAUAUUUGUGUAACUGCCGACAGAAAAUGGUACACACUGCAAAUUAUCGACUCUGGGUCCCCGGAGUGUUUAUAAUAAAGAGGUUAAUUUUGCAUAAAUGUGCUCCUUAGGGCCGAGAUUUAGUGUCUGUCGUCCGUUUUAGAGAGGGUCCAUAUUGUAGAGGUUUUUUUUGAGGAAAUGUAUGAGGAUUUUGUCAGUACAUAGGAAACUAUCCGUAUGGAGAGGUUCGACUGUAGUCCCAUUAAUUUAUAUUAACUUCGCAAUAAAACUGUCAUUUUUACCUUGAUAAGGACGUCAGCAACAUUGAAACAUUUUAAUAUGGAACAUAACUUACAGUCUUUUUUUGUUUUUAGUGACUUCAUAAUUCUUCCAGGUUUUAUCGAUUUCAGUGCUGAUGAAGUGGACUUGACUUCAGCUUUGACUAAAAAGAUCACUUUAAAGACACCACUUGUCAGUUCUCCAAUGGACACUGUCACAGAAUCAUCCAUGGCGAUAGCAAUGGCUCUGAAUGGUGGAAUUGGUAUCAUCCAUCAUAAUUGCUCAGUGGAGUUCCAAGCUAAUGAAGUCAGGAAAGUCAAGAAGUUUGAACAGGGUUUCAUUCUGGACCCACUGGUUCUGAGUCCAGAGAACUGUGUUGGUGAUGUGGUGGCUGCAAAGUCCAAACAUGGCUUCUCUGGGAUACCCAUUACAGAAAAUGGCCGGAUGGGAGGGAUUUUAGUGGGCAUUGUUACAUCACGGGACAUUGACUUUGCACAUGAACCUGAUAUGUCCAGGCCCAUCAAGGAGGUGAUGACUUGUCGUGAUGACCUGGUUGUUGCUAAAGAUGGCGUGACACUUCAAGAGGCCAAUAGCAUUUUACAAAGGAGCAAGAAAGGAAAGCUUCCCAUUGUUAAUGAAAAGGGAGAGUUAGUUUCGUUGAUUGCAAGGACAGACCUCAAGAAGAAUAGGAAUUUCCCCCUGGCCUCUAAAGAUGCUAACAAACAGCUCUUAGUGGGUGCUGCUAUAGGUACACGAGAAGAUGACAAGCAGAGACUAGAGGCAUUAGUUCAGGGUGGAUUGGAUGUUGUAGUCAUUGACUCUUCUCAAGGAAAUUCAAUCUUCCAGUUGGAUCUGAUCAGAUUCAUAAAGGAGAGGUACCCAGAUCUUCAAGUUAUUGGCGGUAACGUUGUAACUGCAGCACAAGCAAAGAAUCUCAUUGAUGCUGGAGUUGAUGGACUCAGGGUUGGCAUGGGGAGUGGCUCUAUCUGCAUCACUCAGGAGGUGAUGGCUGUCGGCCGACCACAAGGCACUGCUGUGUUCAAGGUAGCAGAGUAUGCCAGACGGUUUGGAGUGCCUGUUAUUGCUGAUGGUGGUAUUCAGGAUGUGGGGCACAUCUCAAAGGCUCUUAGUCUGGGAGCUUCAACCGUCAUGAUGGGAUCGUUGUUAGCUGGGACCACUGAGGCUCCGGGAGAGUACUUCUUUGCUGAUGGUGUGAGGCUAAAAAAAUACAGAGGAAUGGGAUCAUUAAGUGCCAUGGAGAAUAAAGGUGGAGCACAGAGAUAUUUCAGUGAACAUGAUAAAGUUAAAGUUGCUCAAGGAGUAUCAGGAUCUGUAGCAGACAAAGGCUCUAUUCACAGAUUUUCACCGUACCUUUGUACUGGGGUUCAACAUAGCUGCCAGGACUUGGGAGCAAAGAGUCUAACUCAACUGAGAUCUAUGAUGUAUUCUGGUGAGCUCAAAUUUGAGAAGAGGUCAACCUCAGCACAGAUUGAAGGAGGCGUUCAUGGACUGCACUCGUAUGAGAAGAGGCUGUUCUGAACUACAAAAUAGGAACACCACUUAUAUCAAUAUAUAUUACCCCAGACAAGAAGUAUCAUGUUGAUUUAAGAUUUGUAAAUAGCAUACAGUAAAACUGAGAACUUUACAAAUAUAAUAUGGUAUAGUAUUCGAUACCUUGGAGGGAUUUUCAGUGACUUUCAAAGCUUGAAUGCGAUUGCCUUGUAUAAGAUGUGCUUAUAUACCUUGUGUUUAUCUACCCCGACACAAACAAGGGGAUGCAAUUCAUGGUAGAACACACAUAUGGUUUGCUUUUACUUUACUACCGUUUGCGUGCGGUUAGCAUUUAUAUAUUGUGUUUGCUUGCGGUUAGCAUUUAAGGAGUGAAGGGGAAGGCGACUAAAUGUGUCCUACCAUGACUUAUAUACCCAAACAAGUAUCUUAUGCUUUCAAGCCAAACUUUGUGAUUCCCCAUACCUUACUAUUAGAAGAUCCGCAGGGCCAGGUUGUUCAAAUCCCGAUUAAGCUAACCCAGGAUUAGCGAGAAUUUUGAUUUCAGUUUUGUAC
Messenger RNA from Orbicella faveolata, 3433 nucleotides. RefSeq names its product inosine-5'-monophosphate dehydrogenase 1b-like. The record is from RefSeq and is a predicted model, not a curated record. Gene Ontology annotation, biological process: GTP biosynthetic process. Gene Ontology annotation, cellular component: cytoplasm. Lineage: Eukaryota; Metazoa; Cnidaria; Anthozoa; Scleractinia; Merulinidae. Gene Ontology annotation, molecular function: IMP dehydrogenase activity.